AUGAACGAGUCUAAGGUAGAAUUUAAUAAGCAGCGAAAGAAUAUUAAUAAUAGGGUACGCGCUUUCGAGGACAGUAAAGCUUUCCUGAAUUUAUUUUUCGAUGACCUUCCGAAACAGCCAUCUCACUAUGUGAGAAAGGAUACCAACAAAUUUUAUUUAGAGCAACAUUUCGUUACUCUGAAGCAAUUGCAUAGUUUUUAUAGAGAGGUUUGUGAUGAGAAAAACGAGCAUUACUUGUGGUCUUCUGAACAUCAAGCUUCAAUAAGAGCGCUACUUUACCACACAACAAUUUCCAGACUUGAUAUGACUAUUGGCCUCUUCAUACCAGAGCUUGGACUCCUUCCGUUGGUUCAGUAACUUGAUCACCGACUCAGAUCUCUGUCGCUUCUGAUCACCCAUGGUGGACGUUGUUGGUGAUUAUGUGGAAACGGGUAAUCUUCUGGGAAAUGAAAAUGUGACAUCAAUGAAAAUAUGGAAC
This is a messenger RNA of Acanthoscelides obtectus, 478 nucleotides long. Lineage: Eukaryota; Metazoa; Arthropoda; Insecta; Coleoptera; Chrysomelidae. The record is from the annotation of a GenBank genome assembly.